This is a messenger RNA of Oryza sativa Japonica Group (Japanese rice), 2208 nucleotides long. RefSeq names its product AT-hook motif nuclear-localized protein 9. Lineage: Eukaryota; Viridiplantae; Streptophyta; Magnoliopsida; Poales; Poaceae. The record is from RefSeq and is a predicted model, not a curated record. Gene Ontology annotation, molecular function: minor groove of adenine-thymine-rich DNA binding.
CCAUACAUGCUUGCUCUCUCUCUCUCUCCCUCCUCUCCUCUCUUCUCUUCUCUUCUCUUGGGCUCCUCUCUCCUGUGAUCCCCCUCCGCUAGGGUUUUAGCUAUCUCCCAUUUCCCCCAUCCAUCGCCAUUUCGAUUGGAUCACUCCUCUCCCCCCUCCACCGCCUCUCGGAUCCCGCCGCCGCCCGCCGUCGCCGCCUCCGCCGCCGCAGACUCUAUCUCUCUGUGUAUCCAUCCCUUCUCGACCUCGCGCAAAUCCCAUCCUUUUCGCCCCUUCUUUCCCUGCGAAAGAUCGGGUUUUUUUUUCUGCCCGUCUCUUUCUCGCGUUUGGUUCCAAUCUUUUGCUGCCUGGAGAUUUCACCGCCUUGUUCAGAGUCGAGAUCUCCCGUCGCUGCUCGAUCUGAUCUCGCCUCGUUUCUCGAGGAGAGAAAAAAAACAAAACAAACAAACUGCGGUUUUUGUGUUCGGGAGUCGGUGGAGAAGAGAUCUCUCUCCGAGAUUGAUAUUCUUGCGUCCAUUUGCUUCGCCUCCGAUAGCUUUCGGAGGAAUCUAAUCUCGAAUAGUGAAGGAAAGUUGCCACCUUGGUUGUGCUUGUGGUUGUGGGUGGCCGCGUGAGUUCCUCCUCCUUCCUCCUCUGUGGCGCAGCUUCCCAUUCCAUGAAUGGAUGGGAGGGAGUCCACAGUGGCGUCAGGCUCCAACUUCUCCUCCUUCUAUGUGCAGCACCGGGGCAUUGGCGUGCCGGGAGGCUCCGGGCACCCGGCCGGGCUCCACGGCCCGCCGCCCGGUGGAUAUCGGCAGCAUCUUGAUGCAGUCUCUGCGGGGUACCCUUUCCAGCCCCCUCACAUUGGGGGUUCCCACAUUGGGCAGGGUUACCACCAUGUUGAUGCCUCAGCCCCUGUCGCGCAGCACGGCAGUGGUGGCGGUGGUGGUGGUAUGGACAUUGGCAUGGGUGUCGAAAUGAGCGCGGAUGCUAAAGGGGAUCAGGGGAGUGGUGCUGGCCAGGAUGAGCCGGUGAAGAAGAAGCGGGGGAGGCCGAGGAAGUAUAAGCCUGAUGGGGCGGUCACGCUGGGGCUCUCGCCGUCUUCGUCGACGCCUCACUCGUCGACCUCGGCGAUGGGUACAAUGGUGACCACACCAGGCUCAGGGUUUGGGUCGGGGGCAGGAUCGGGGGGUUCGGGGUCUGGUGCCCUUACAGAGAAGCGUGGCCGAGGGCGGCCACCUGGGUCUGGAAAGAUGCAGCAGUUGGCUUCUCUUGGAAAAUGGUUUCUUGGUUCUGUUGGAACAGGUUUUACUCCUCAUGUGAUUAUUAUUUCACCAGGAGAGGAUGUUGCUGCCAGGAUAAUGUCCUUCUCACAACAGGGCCCAAGGGCAGUGUGCAUCAUCUCAGCGACAGGAGCUGUAUCCACAGCAACCCUUCAUCAGGAUUCAAACUCUGGUGGUGUGGUUACAUAUGAGGGUCGAUUUGAAAUCCUGUGCCUGUCUGGAUCAUAUUUGGUGAUAGAGGAAGGUGGUUCGCGAACCCGGAGUGGAGGCCUCUGCAUAGCUCUGUGUGGCCCUGACCACAGGGUUAUUGGUGGGAGUGUAGGUGGAGUCCUGACAGCAGCUGGAACUGUUCAGGUGAUAGUGGGGAGCUUCAUGUAUGGUGGGACAAAGAAAAAUAAAGCGAAAGCUGAGCAAGAGACGGAGAAUAACGAAGAGCCAAUUGGCGGUGAGGAGGAGACCCCCACAAUGGCACUGCCAGAUCACAACAUGCCGCAUCAUACGAUGGGUGGAUGGUCGGCUGGGUUGAUGAGGCAGAUGGACUCAAGAACUCCAAACAUCGACAUCAACUCUAUUCGCGAGUAAUGUGUAUUAUUGCUGGAAGGAAGGAGCACCACCUAUAUAUCUAUCUCUGACUGACGGAAUUCCCCGAAUCCCCGUGAGUGCGCUUGGUAGCAUGCAAUGCAACGCGAUGCGCUAACUUGCUGUAGGUGUAAGAGGAAGAGAGUUGUUUGAGAAAUGAUGUUGCUGGAUGCUGAGGUAUAUGUCAGUGCUAUGUUAGGAACUCCUCUACAUACUAAGUAUUAGAAUAUGAAUGUUAUGGUGGUGUACUGUGAAUCUGCUGCAUCUGCAUCUGCGGUGUUGUAUGAGAAUGAAGGAUCCGGAUCGUACCCUAUUAUAUUAUAUAGAGGAAGAAAAAAGAACCUGGGGAUUUAUUAUUGAGUUGGUA